Messenger RNA from Panonychus citri (citrus red mite), 2744 nucleotides. RefSeq names its product nose resistant to fluoxetine protein 6-like. NCBI's taxonomy places the organism in Eukaryota, Metazoa, Arthropoda, Arachnida, Trombidiformes, Tetranychidae. The record is from RefSeq and is a predicted model, not a curated record. Gene Ontology annotation, molecular function: acyltransferase activity, transferring groups other than amino-acyl groups. The transcript is spliced from 10 exons. Bases 184 to 2556 code for a protein of 790 amino acids.
CUCUCUUUCUCUCUCAUCUACAGUUAAGAUGCAAAUCCAAGGAACCAUAACGAAUCUUUGAUCCUGUAAAGUCACAAAGUAGCCAACGAUCGUUACGCAUUUACUUUUGACGAUCUGUAGGAACGAAAACAACUUUACCCAUCUAAUAACGAAGUUUAAUUUAAACAGGAGAAAAACAAAAAGAUGUUUAUUCUCAAUCGAUUUUUAUACUUUCUAUUCAGUUUUGUGUUAAUAUUGUGUAAACAUUGUGAUUCCAUUGUGAUUGAAGUUAACCAAAUCAAUGGAAUCAAUCAAUCAACACUUUCAAUUGUUGACCAAUGGACAAAUAUUGAAAGUCAACUUUCAAAGGUUUCGCAAAAAUUUGUCUACUCAUUUCUUUCACCGAUUCUCAAUGAAACCUUAUCAACAAUCAAAGUCAAUCACCUAUGUAAGUUAUCAUAUGGAACAUUUCUUCAAGAUUUGGCUUCUCUUCAAACUUGGGCUAUUAAAAUUUUUGAUGCAUCAGGUAAAUUUCCAAUAACGGGCUUAAUGGAAGGUAGUAAUUCGCAUCUUGGUCGUUACGAUGAGUGUUUAUCUAUAUCGAAAGAGUUGACGUUGGAAUCAAAGUCUACAUUAGUAAAGGGACAAUAUUGUUCACUUCUGGUUCGACCUCCGUUACCUGAGCGACCCAAAUGGGCAACCAUAAGUAAUAAAAUCUCAUCGCUAGCCAAUAUUUCAUCAGCUGAAAAGAUGAUUGGUUGGCUUGGUCAGAAUGCUCAUUACUUUUACUAUGUUCCCAUGAGAAUUGGAUUAUGUACUUUAUCAACAUGUUCACCUCAUGAUAUUGAAAGGAUAACGAGUAAAUUGCUUUCACACCUUAACCUGGAAGGUCAACUGGUCGGUAAUGAAUGUGAUACAAUGCAAACUGAAUCAUCAUUUGGAAUCACCCAGAAAUUUAUCCUAGUUUUCCUAAUAGGAUUCAUUUUAUUGGUGAUAACUUCAACACUGGUUGACAUCAAUCAAUUGCAUCUAAUUAAAGGCUUAACAAUUCAGUCAAUUGGUGAUCUGAAGGACGAUUCAACUAAUGCUUCGUUGCCUUCGUUAUCGUCAAGUAAUCGAUCAAUGAAGUUCAUUCCAAUUCCCUCUUAUGGUCAUCAUCGUGUUAUCCGAAAAGAGAGUAAAUUUUUCAAAGUUAUCAAAUGUUUUUCAAUCAGACGAAAUGCUAAAAGUAUAUUGAGCAUGAAAGAAAAUCCAUCGGAAACAUUGAGUCACAUUCAUGGUAUUCGAGUUAUCACCAUGACUUGGAUUAUCUGUGGUCACACCUUUGGAUUAGUUAACCAUACAAACUACAGUCAAUCUUUUAAUUCUGAAAAAAUGUACACUGGUUUCAUUUUUCAGGGUCUUCUCAAUGCUACUGUUUGUGUAGAUACUUUUUUCCUUAUGAGUGGAUUACUGACCAUCCACUCAAUCUGGUCCAAAAUACAAUCUCAUCAAAAGAUUAACCCAUUCAUGUAUACAAUCAUGAGAUAUAUAAGAUUAACUCCACCCUACAUUGUAACUAUUGGUUUAGCAUUAAUAUUACCCUCUCUUGGACAAGGUCCACUCUGGAAGGAAACAGUUAAUCAAGUUUCAACUUCAUGUUACUCUUCAUGGUGGACAAAUUUACUUUAUAUUAACAAUUUUAUCCAAACGAAAAACAUUUGUCUCAUGCAUUCAUGGUACUUGAGUAAUGAUUUUCAAUUCCAUAUAAUUGGACUUAUCAUUGUUACUAUUCUUGUCAGAUCAACUAAACUUGGUUUCAUUUUAAUUACUUUUCUCAUGAUAAUAUCAACACUAAUCAGCUCUUGGUUAGUAGCAAUUAAUGAUUAUCCACCAACAAUUGUAUCAACAUCACCAGCAACACCAGAACGCUGGAAUUUUAUAUUAGAUUAUUAUUAUAAACCUUGGCCUCAUGUUUCGAGUUAUCUUAUUGGAAUGAUUUUCGGUUACCUGUUGGCCUCUAAAAGAAAAGUCAAAUUGUCAAAUUUAACAUUUACUCUGGUUAUUCUCAUCAGUGUAUCAUCAACAUUUGUAUCACUCUACGGUAUCUAUCCUUGGAAUAAAGGACAGUCCGUUAAUCCGAUUCUGGGGUCACUUUAUGCUUCAACUUUCAGGACAGUUUGGUCGGCAAAUAUUGGCCUGGUUAUAUUUUACUUAUCUCAGCAUCGAUCAAGUAUUUUAUAUAAAUGUUUAUCAUGGAAAGGGAUUAUUCCUCUGAGCAGAUUAACUUACAUGGCUUAUCUGAUCCAUCCUUUUGUUAUCUGGUAUCAUUAUGGUUCAAUUCGUGAACCUUUAACUGGAUCAGGUUAUUUUAUGUUUCAUAAUUUUCUCUCCUUUUAUUUACUGACCUACAUAUUAUCAUUCGGAGCUGGACUCUUCUUUGAAUCACCUUUCAUUUGUCUAAUUAAAUUAAUCACAUCAUCAUCAUCAUCACCCUGUUCCUCAUCAGCAUCCUCACAAACAGGAGAUAAACAAUUCAACGAUUCACAGCAACACCUAAAUAGGAAACCACUCGCUAAAUUUGUCUAUUCAUCAUAAAGGUAAUUAAGUGUAUCGGUCAAUUACAAUAAAAAAAUGGCCCAAUUAUCAACUAUUUUUGGUAAUUAAUCAAAUUCCAGGUAUGAUUAAACUGCCCAAUCAAUUGUAAAUAUUAAUACGAUAACUUUAUCUUUUCCAAUGAAAUAAAACUUUUCAAUAAUCAAUCAAAUUCUCUGAUUUUAUAUUCU